Molecule: messenger RNA, 255 nt
Organism: Dentiscutata heterogama
Lineage: Eukaryota; Fungi; Glomeromycota; Glomeromycetes; Diversisporales; Gigasporaceae
Source: the annotation of a GenBank genome assembly
AUGAAUCCUCAACCAAUUCCAAGAAUUCAAACUGUAAUCCAUGUAAAUUCAACCAACAAUGCUCUUGAUAUUGACCAACGUUAUACUGAUUUGGUUGAAGGUGUACCUAUUUUUUCUGAAGAGCGAAGAGAAGAAGAUCCGACAAUUCCCUCCCAAAAUGACCAAUUUUCAACCGUUUUAUUUUCAGGCUCUUUCAUUAAUCAUCCUACUACUAAUUCUUUUUAUACGAUUCAUUUUGGUGCUAUCUCUAGAUAG